This is a messenger RNA of Penicillium waksmanii, 1734 nucleotides long. Its product is annotated as amino acid/polyamine transporter I. Gene Ontology annotation, molecular function: transmembrane transporter activity. NCBI's taxonomy places the organism in Eukaryota, Fungi, Ascomycota, Eurotiomycetes, Eurotiales, Aspergillaceae. Bases 1 to 1734 code for a protein of 577 amino acids. The transcript has 6 exons. Gene Ontology annotation, cellular component: membrane. Gene Ontology annotation, biological process: transmembrane transport. The record is from RefSeq and is a predicted model, not a curated record.
AUGCAGUCCUAUGACAUUCGUGUCACUGAUUCAGAAGGAAAGGUGUCGCUACAACACCAAGAGAACCUGACGUUAUCCGAAGGUGGGCGUGAUGAUAUUCAGCUUCAACGUCUUGGAAAGAAACCUGUUCUCAAGGCGAGUAACUUCUGUCAUGAUCACCAGAAUUUCACUUGCUCACUUUUAUUCAGCGUAACUGGGGUGUCCUCUCUGUUCUUGGCCUUGCCUGUACGAUCCUCGGGACCUGGGAAGGGUUACUUGCGUAAUAAUCACCGGAAAAGUACUAUUCUGCGUCUUCUGCACCCGCUUUCUUCCUCCCCUUCUACGUAUAAUCUCGUUAACGCAAAUAGUGGUGGCUCGGCUGGAGCUAUUUACGGCUUCAUAUUCGUAUGGAUUGGCACGGCCUGUUAUUUUGUGGUCCUGGCGGAGCUUGCUUCAAUGGCCCCAACAUCCGGUGGGCAAUACCAUUGGUGCGCAAUGCUUGGCCCUAAGGAAUAUAGGAAUCUCCUCAGUUAUAUCACAGGUUGGCUCUCUGUUGUUGGCUGGCAAGCUGCCUUCGCCUCGGGUGCUUUCCUUUUCGGAACCCAGGUCCAAGGAGCAGUAGGCCUGGCAUACAACAGCUACCAUGCUAAAGCAUACCAAGGCACUCUCAUCAUGUGGGCUUUUCUAUGUAUUGUAUUCGCUACGAACAUGGUAGGCGGCAGGUUCCUCCCGCGACUUGAGAGCGGACUGUUAUAUUUCCACAUCGUCGGCUUCUUUGGCAUCAUGAUACCUUUGGUUAUCAAGGCCCAGCACAAAUCAGAGGACCAGGUUUUUGAAGAGUUUCUGAAUGGAGGAAGCUUUCCUAAUAAGGGUCUUUCUUGGUUCGUGGGACUCAGUGGUGCGGCUUUCGCAUUCGGUGGUGGCGAUGCCGCUGUGCAUAUGGCCGAGGAAUGUGCAAAUGCAGCAGCGGCAAUUCCGAAAGCGAUGAUGCUGACGGUCGUGAUCAACGGUUGUCUGGGAUUCGGGAUGCUUUUGACCAUGUUGUUUUGUAGCGGCAAUAUACAAGAUGCAUUAAGCUCGCGGAGUGGGUAUCCUUUUAUGGAGAUAUUUCUUCAAGGCACUGGUUCGAUGGGUGGCACGCUUGCAAUGGUCUCUGUGCUGCUUUUUGCCGCAGGUUGCUCGAUCUUCGGUAUGUUGGCGGCGACAUCUCGACAAUUCUGGUCUUUUUCUCGAGAUAAAGGGGUUCCCGGAUGGGCUUGGUGGUCCAAGGUCAACUCUCGACAUCUACCAGUCUCCUCCAUCGUAUUGACCGUCAUUAUCGCCGCACUCCUAGGGCUGAUCAACCUAGGGUCCAAGCUUGCGCUGGAGGAUAUUCUAUCAAUGGCAGUGGCUGGUCUGUAUUCUUCAUAUUUGAUAGUCAGUGUACUGCUCCUAUAUCGACGGUGCAAAGGAGAUAUUUCUCGGUUUGGCGAUGCAACGAGCAUGCAGACGAACCUGCCCGGAGCGAGGCUAACUUGGGGUCCCUUCCAUGUGCCUGGAAUCUUGGGUAUACUUGUCAACGGCUUUACAGUGAUCUACAUAGCCAUCAUAAUAUUCUUCAGCUUCUGGCCAUCGGAAAUGCAUACCACAGAAAAAACGAUGAGCUACAGCGUUGUGGGAAUUUGUGGCGUUGUGGCUCUCGCAAUUGCAUACUAUUCCGUGCGUGCACGACACGUCUAUCAAGGGCCAAUAAUGGAAGUGAGGGAACAGGAAUGA